Peromyscus leucopus (white-footed mouse) is the source of this 683-nucleotide messenger RNA. RefSeq names its product serum amyloid A-5 protein. Gene Ontology annotation, cellular component: extracellular region. The record is from RefSeq and is a predicted model, not a curated record. Lineage: Eukaryota; Metazoa; Chordata; Mammalia; Rodentia; Cricetidae. The transcript is spliced from 4 exons. Bases 108 to 476 code for a protein of 122 amino acids.
CCAGUCUCUCUCUGCCCCUGACCCCAGCAGGGAGGCUCAGCAUAAAUACCAGCCUCCUCUCACUGACAGCCACAGCCACCCAUCUCUGCCCACCAGACAUCAGCAGGAUGAAGCUUCUCACUGGACUCAUUUUCUGCUCCUUGGUCCUAGGAGUCAGCAGUCAAAGCUGGUUUUCAUUCCUUCGUGAGGCUUACCAGGGGGCUGGGGAUAUGUGGCGAGCCUACUCUGACAUGAAGGAAGCCAACUGGAAAAACUCAGACAAAUACUUCCAUGCUAGAGGGAACUAUGAUGCAGCCCAAAGGGGUCCUGGAGGAGUCUGGGCUGCUGAAGUCAUCAGUGAUGCAAGAGAGGGCAUUCAGAGUCUCAUAGGCCGUGGACACGAGGACUCCAUGGCUGACCAGGAAGCGAACAGAUGGGGCCGCAGUGGCCAGGACCCCAAUCACUACAGACCUAAAGGACUGCCUGACAAAUACUGAGCAUCCUCCUUACUGCCCCAGGAGGCUGUGAUGUGGGCCCUGAGGACAGGGCCUGGGGUUCUUCAUUCCCAUGAACACUGAAGUUGCUUGGAAACACGCAAUAGUUAUCUCACAUGAAUAUGGACCAAGAGUUUCAAAACUGUGUUGUUCUUGGAGUAGUAACUACUUGCUUGAGAAGGGGGUAAUAAACACUAACAUGGAAGUGGA